Messenger RNA from Pseudo-nitzschia multistriata, 3139 nucleotides. Lineage: Eukaryota; Bacillariophyta; Bacillariophyceae; Bacillariales; Bacillariaceae. The record is from the annotation of a GenBank genome assembly.
CACGAAUCAUCUCAUCGUCGCUGUAGCGUAGCCACCAGUAGUGUACGAACUCGUUCUCGUUCUGUGAAAAGCAUUCGACGAUCCAGGAAAGGAAGAACACAACACGACGGCCGAAACGAAAAAAAAAAAGUUUCAUCCCUCGUCCUUUUUGUUCUGUCGGGAAACACCACAACUGUUCCGCGGCAGCAAACCCCCGAUCCAUCAAACCCAUUUCGCCGCCAUGGAGGACCUGAACAUCGUGUCCAUCGCGCCAGCGGCGUCGGCGAUCCCGCAGCUGGGCGCCAAGAAGAAGAAGAAAAACAACAAGUACGAGCGUCGACGACAAAAGGCAAAGAGGGCAAAGCAGGAAGCAGCACGGAAGGGAACGGAUGCCGGCGGCAGCGACGGCGGUGGCGAUGGCGGCAAGGAAACCACCCGCGUGGCCCUGGRCGCGGUGUCUCCCCCGACCACCGCCACUCCGGUGGRCCAGAACGACGAACGCGCCGGAAAGCCGACAACACCCGAAACCAAGCGGAACCKCGUGGGCGAGAAACCAUCCGACACGGAACCGAAAACGGAUUCCGUCCCGGUCUCAAAGAAGGCAAGGGCGAAACGAAAGGGCGGUUCGGUUCCAGAAAUCGGGGAAUCGAAUCCCCCGUCGCGGGCCACCGAAACGAGCACCGCUUCCGAAGCCCCGUCUGGGGUAACAGUGCCAUCGGAUCCCAGCGACACCGGUGCCGGCGCUGCCAAUGCUGCUGCUGCAGCUGCUGCUCCGGGCGGCACCGGCAAGCUGGACGACGACGAGGAACGGGCCAAAUACAUGGCGGAGUUCCACGCCCGGCCCAUGGAACUCGACCGGAGAUCGGGAGCCCGAUCCGCCACCAUUGUCUCCAGGGAAUCCUCCCACCUCUUUGGCACGGACGCCGAGGACAACAGCUGGGAAUCCCUCAACAUUUAUUCCAGGCUGCUCAAGACCCUGCGGUCGGACGCCUUUGGCAACCUCGAAAAGCCCACCACGAUCCAGCUGAGGACCAUCCGGGCCUUCCAGGAAUCCAUGAGGGCCACCGGAAGCGGGAGCAAACACGGCAAGAAAAACGUCCUCGUGCACUCGGAGACCGGAAGCGGAAAGACCCUCGCCUACCUCCUCCCGAUCGUUCAGUCCCUGGCCUUUGGCAACAAGUUCGGCGUCCUCAACGGGGACGAAAAGCCCCACAAGGUCGGCCGCUCCGAGAUGGGCUGCCGGUGCAUCAUCCUCUGCCCCACGCGGGAACUCGCCACCCAGACSCUCGGGGUCCUCGAGCGCGUCUGCCAGUCGAACUUUGCGGGCUGGAUCGUUCCCGGCGGGCUCCUGGGAGGCGAUUCCCGCAAGUCCGAAAAGGCGAGCCUGCGCAAGGGGCUGGCCAUCGUGGUCGCCACCCCCGGGCGGCUCCUCGACCACCUGCACAAGACGCAGAGCCUGGCGCUGAGCCUCAAGGGAAAGCUCCGGUGGCUSGUCCUCGACGAGGCCGACCGCCUMCUGGACAUGGGCCUGGGGGACCAGGUGCGCCAGAUCGUGCAGUGGAUCUGGGCCAACGAGGCCUGCGCCUCGCACCAGCAGCCCUGGUGGAGGUCGGUCCUGGUCUCGGCGACGGUCACCCCCUCGGUCCAGGCCCUGGCGAAGGAGCGGAUCCUCUGCGGGGACCAGGAGUGGAUCUGGGUCAAGGGCGAGAAGAAACCGGCCGCGACACAGAGCGGYGGAAGGCCGCUCGCGGGCGGCGCCGCCAAGACCGGCGCGGAGGACUUUGCGGAUUCCACGCCGCGCCAGCUGGCCCAGUUCCACCUGACCACCACCGCCAAGCUGAGGCUGCCGGCGCUGGUGGCCUUUCUGGUCCAGCGGAUUUCCAAGGGAGAACGAACGGUGGUCUUUAUGGGAACCUGCGCCUCGGUAGACUUUCACUACGAGCUCUUCAACGCCCUGGAAGACUCGCUGUGGGACGGCGACGAAAGCGCGGAGGGGGGCGAGGAACGCUCGGAGGAACCCCGGCCCGGCCUCUUUGGCAAGAAGGCCCGGGUCUUCAAGCUGCACGGAAGCGUCUCGCACUCGAAGCGGAGCCAGACCAUGAAGGAAUUCAACGGAAAGACGUCCGCCCUCGCGAGGGCCGACGUCCUGCUGACCACCGACGUCGCGGCCCGCGGGCUGAACCUGAGGGGCGUCGACUGGACGGUCCAGUACGACCCGCCCUGCGAGAUCUCGGACUACGUCCACCGGGUGGGCCGGGCGGCCCGGGGCGGGAAGGCCGGCCACUCGCUGCUCUUUUUGCUGCCCUCCGAGCGCAAGUACCUCGAGGUCCUGKCCACCAAGGGGAUCGCCAAGAUGACCCCGGUGUCCCUCUCGGGCAUCCUGAACCAGGCCGCCGGCUCCUGCAAGGAACUGACGAGGGAGGGGUCGAGGCAGCAGGGCGAGGGCGGCAGGCCGCAGCAGGGCAGGGGCGGCCGCUCGGGGGAGCAYUUUGCCGCGGAGGUCCAGCGGAGGCUGGAGGACUGCGUGACCAGGGACGACGCCGAGACCCGCAGGGCCUACAAGGCGUCGACCUCGAAGCGGAAGCAGAAGGAGCGCAAGCGGAAACUCGUCAACAGCAGCAAGGACGGGCGCAAGGAGGGCCUGCUGCUGGAAAUGGCGCGGAGCGCCUUUGUGAGCUUCCUCCGGGCGUACUCCACCAAGAAGGAGCCCAUCGUCCGGUCGAUAUUUUCGUCGAGGGCGCUCCACUUUGGCCACAUCGCCAAGUCGUUUGCCCUCAAGGAACCCCCCAAGGCCCUGGUGUCCAAGCAAAAGAGCAAGAGAGAACAGCUCGAGGGACAGCUGAAGGACGAGAAGGCCAACCUGCCCCGGUCCCUGGAGUUUGGCAAAUCCACCGUGGACCUCGACGAACURAUCGGCGGGGGCGGCGGAAGCACCAACGGCCAAAYGGAUGCGUACUUCGGCGAGGACGRCGAGGACGAAUACCGGUCCAAGAAACGAAGAAAGCAGCAGCCAAACGGAAAAUCGAURAAUGCCAAGGCCUUGUUGUUGGAAAACGCGGCGAAGAUGCAAAACAAUCUCAUGGAUAUGAUGUAAGGAUCUAUCGGAUUUUAUUAACUGCUGUUGUCAUGCUCCUCKUAGUAUAUAUGUAUUUCUAUAGUG